AGUGAUGGACCAGAUCCUGGCGAUGGUGAGGACAGUGGGUGGAUCUUCACCAGUCCAGCAGAUGUUUCAGUCGCGUCUGGGUACCUCCACCACCACCACCACUACGACAGAAUCAACAACGGGAAAUACUGAACAAACGACACUGGUGGAGGUCAAGUCGGAAUUGUUGCACGAGUCAUCAAACUUGCUUUGCUCAUCGCUUGCAAAAGAAUUUCCCCAUUUGAGUACCUCAAGUGAAUCGACAAGUGAAGAUCAUUCAUCGUCAUUUGAUUAUUUGGAAUCAGAGCCAUUAGCAUCAGAUGGACGGCCCCAACAUUUGUCCUAUCGGCAAUUUAUUGUCGGUGAUCCACGCGAAAAGAAAUUGCAAGAGAAAAUCGAAUUCGUUAAAAUUGUGCACAAGCAUAAGAGCUCGUUGUUUGGAGAUUGCGAUGGACAUGAGAUCACCCCUCGAUCGAAAGAAGAUUCGUGGAAACGAGUAGCCGCGGAAGUUGAAUCUGCGAAUUUGGAGAGCUAUAAAGGAAAACCAUGGGCUCGGUUACGGGAUCACGACUGGCAAUAUGUUAGGAGACAUGCGUUGGCUCGAAGUGAGAACCUGACAAGACCCGGUGGAAAAUUGGGAGAACUCGACAAAAUCGUCCUGGAAAUAAUCUCAACGACAUCGCUGGCCAAUGCGUUCAAUCAAGCGACAAGCUCAUUCAUUUCUCAAGGAUCAACUGCAUCUCAUACAUCACAACAAUCAACUGAUAGUGUUGAUCUUCUAAGAUCAUUCAUUUUUCGAUCUGUUAAUCAGGAUAGUACGGAUACGCCGGAAAUAGCGUCAAGUUUCGAAUCAAAAGACGAGAUGUUCAUUCCAAAAACUGAAGAAAUUGCAAUAAAUACUCCUCUAUCGAUUCCAGUGCCAAUUACACCUGUCUCUACGACUACCGCUGAUAAUAUUCUGGAUUAUAUAAAAGCGACGCACGUAUCACCGAGUUUAUCUGUGGAUGCAGCUCUACAGCAGGCUCGGGCACUUACAAAGUCACCGAUAUCUAAAAAAAUAACUUCUCGAUCAGCCACAGCUCCAUCGGUUUACGCAAUUCCACACUCAUCUACUGCAUCACCUCCACAGAUUGCCAUCACUCAUCCAAUUCAGCCACCGGCGGCAAAACGGUCACGGAUUGAGUCAGAAAAAAGCCCCGGAGCAUCCUCAGUCACAUCGACAUUUGAACAGAAGAAAGAAGCUUUGUUGCUUCGAAAAAUGGAAGUUGAAAUUCGACAUACAGAAUUGCUCAAUGAAAAAUUGGAAUUAGAAAUCCGCUCCAUCGAAGUGCAAGAAAAGCGAAAUCAAGAGCUUCACGCGAUCGAACUUCGAGCUGCAAAAGCCCGAAUGCUCCGUGGAGCAGCAAUCGAUGAGCCAUCAAUAGACACAAAUCAGCGGGUGCUGGUUAGACAGCCAAACGGGUACAAUUUGGAGUGAUAUAUUCAAGAAGAUCACGAAAUUAGUUUGUCGUUUUUGGAUAGACUUUUUAUAUUUUUCACAGUGUUUACUUUUCCUCUCUGUUUUAUUUUCCCACUCAAACUUCUCAGACAAUUUCAAAUUCCGGACAACUUCUAAUUGUGAUAGCAAAAGAAUGAUCGAUGUGACCAAAUGUAAUUCAAUCGAUCUCUUCUUCCCCACCAUUUCCCCCCCCCCC
Messenger RNA from Caenorhabditis elegans, 1673 nucleotides. It is a transcript of the gene M106.2, whose product is annotated as Regulatory protein zeste. The transcript is spliced from 9 exons. The record is from RefSeq and is marked reviewed. NCBI's taxonomy places the organism in Eukaryota, Metazoa, Nematoda, Chromadorea, Rhabditida, Rhabditidae. Bases 5 to 1456 code for a protein of 483 amino acids.